Messenger RNA from Podarcis lilfordi (Lilford's wall lizard), 333 nucleotides. Lineage: Eukaryota; Metazoa; Chordata; Lepidosauria; Squamata; Lacertidae. The record is from the annotation of a GenBank genome assembly.
AUGGGAGGCCUUUCUGUCUUUCCCUCACCCAUCCCUUUGGGUCUCAGCCUUCGAAGCCCAAAGCGGACACACGGUACGAAAGGAGGAGCACUGCCCUCUGAAUCGGCGCUUGCAGAAUUAGGACUCCAGGUGGCGCAACGUCUCAAGAAACAGAUGGGCAGAGGCUGUUGUGGGCACAGUCUCCAGGGCAUCGCCCACACCACCCGCCUUCAACGCAGAGACUCAGGGAAGUGUCCUGCCUGCUGCUGCUGGGCUCCGCUUUCGGGGGCUCAGCCUUCUGCUGCCUUAAUCCCCGUCCCUCAUUCCUCAAUCGCUGCCACUGGGCAGCUGUGA